Molecule: messenger RNA, 2357 nt
Organism: Linum trigynum
Lineage: Eukaryota; Viridiplantae; Streptophyta; Magnoliopsida; Malpighiales; Linaceae
Source: the annotation of a GenBank genome assembly
CAUAGCUUUGCUCUGCCAUCUCUUCAAAGAGUUGAUUCAGCUGUGGCGGUGUUUUGGUGAGCAUAUUCCCGCCACAGACUGAGUCAAUCAGCUGCUUGUCUUCUGGAAAGAGGGCAUGGUAGAAGGUUCCCACCUUGAAAGCGUCAGUAAAACCAUGGUUGGGACACUUGAGGAAGAGACUGGUGUACCUCUCCCAAGCAUCCCUGAUGGUCUCAUCUUCAUCCUGAGCAAAGUGGGUAAUUUGCUUCUGCAGGUCCGCCGUCUUGGACAGGGGAUGGUAGCGAGUGAGGAACUUGUCCGCCAGAUUGGCGAACGUGGUCCUGUGGAUCACCCAUCUCUUCUUCGUCGGCGAUUUGCAGCUGUGCUAGCGCCUCCUCCGCAGCCAGUCGCGCCUUUAGAGCCCGCUUGAAGUUCCUGCAGGUUCGUUCAAGCUCCUGGUCUAAUGGUAGUAGAUCUCCCGACUGGCUAUGUGUCAUGCACUACCUGCACACAAUCAGCAGAAGCAACCCGUGAAGGCACACAGGUGGAAGAGAGAAAAUGCAGUAAAGAAAAAGCUAGAGUAACAAACUUUCACGUUUCCCCAAUAACCUAGAGUUUCUCCGGCAACGGCGCCAAAAACUUGACACGCUACGACACAACACCAAACUGCUACCAAGUGUAAUCGCAGUCCAGGAAUGCAGUAAAGUGGCAAGUCUAAUUAUCAACCCGGGGUCUAGAUCUACUGCCUACUCUGUGAAUAUCUAUUAUCUAGCCAACUAAGCUGAUUGAUUGUUGUUUUAACUAAAAGCAGUAAGAAAGCAGGAAUUGGUUCGGUUUUCUAAAGCAAAGGAAGAGUCACUCGGGAAUGAGUCCCCCUAGCUCCUUAGUUAGGUCUCAGUUGUAAUUACCCUGGGUUGAUUUACUGUUGAUUAAACUGCGGAAAAUCCGACAGUAGCUUGGAAUCUCUUAAGCUGACCAAGCCCUCUCAGUCUAACUACCCGGCAGACGACUAGUCUUCACCGGGAUAGAAAGCUGAAGCAAUAAGCACAGAACUCCACUACUGGAAUUGGAUUCCAGUACAAAGCAGUAGACUGACUAACUCUCGUAUAGCCAAUCUACUACUACCGAAUGAAGAAGCUCUAACAACCUAAUCAGAUUCUAUCUAUCUCAGGUUGCAGCAGAAAUCAAGAAAAGCUAAUCAGACUUCAAUCAAUUCAAUGAAACUUGCAUCAUUCGGUUAAAACCAAACAGUAUAAUCAUCCCAAGUCAUUACAAUCAUGAUCCCUAACACAUGGAACUAGGGUUCUUCAUACCCAAGUGAGAGAAGAGUUCUACUCCAUAGAGAGAGAUGGGAAAACAGAAUACAAAGCAGUCAUACUCAUAACAAUGGGAAGAAUCUGCUAUGGGAUGAUGAUCUUCACUCCUAUGAUCAUCUCCAAGCUUGAUUUGAUGAAACCCAGCUCCAAGAUCGCUUCUAGGAUGAGUUCUUCGCACUUUUUCUCUCUAGGGCUCUGUUUUUGCUCUGAAAAGUUGAUCCUCUCACUUGUGGCUCGAAAUUGGGUAAAAACCAGAAUUCCCGACUCACACGGGCAGACCACAUGGCCAUGUGGCUUACCCAGAUGCCCGUGUGAGUUCCAAAACGCAGCGUUCCGAUUAAGUGGAUUUCAGGCUUCCUACACGGCCAGGGACACACGGCCGUGUGGAGUCUCCAGUAUGCCCGUGUGAAGCCUCGCUAAAUCCCACACGACCACAUUGGUUCCUUACACGGCCGUGUGGGUUUUAUGAGUGCCCGUGUGGCUUCCUCAGCGACUCGCCACACGUCCGAUCUUCGUCCAAUCGACCCCGAACUCGCUCCCAAACCUUCAUUCACGUACUAGGACCUGAAAUAUCACAAACAAGCACAACCUAGCGUGAAAUCGGUCUAAAACACGAGAAUCAACAUCUCAAACGGCUCAAUAAUAGAGGUAAAAACAUGUGCAAUUAACGGUCUAUCAAACUCCCCCACACUUAACCGUUUGCUUGUCCCCAAGCAAACCAAGUCAGACACAAGGUAAGCUCACAUAUUUCAAUCAUACCAACAUUGGGGACAAAUCAUAUAGGCACAGAAUACGUGAAUCAUACUGGUUUUCAAACAUCAACACAUGAAUAACUUCAAUAGCAACCUGGACAACCACCACAGAAGACAUUUGAGUGCAGCAAAAUCGAGUAAAGGAGGAGUCUCCCUUCUGUUCAUCAACCAACAUAGACUUGACUCAACCACUUACUCAAGACAGUCACCUCAUGCAUAAACUCCAGAGAUCAGAAUCAAGACCGAGCCAUCUAGGUCCUCACCGGGGUAAAGAGUGUAAAGAACAAGGAAAUGAAUCGCUCACAAGGGG